UAGUGCUGGUUGGUCGGUCUUGGUCGGAUCGAUGUCGUCUGCUACGGACGGACUUUCUGUGUGGUGCUGUGUAGUAAGUGAAAAUGGCGAAACCGGCGAAGAGAAUUACGCACAGAAAAUACAAGGAACUCCCUAUAAUAGUGGUCGAAAAUCAUCAUGAAGUCAUCCCAUUCAUUUACAAAGCUAUCGGAUCCAAAUAUUUGCCUUUGGAGAAAAACUCUCUCAUUCAUUUAGACUCGCAUCCGGAUUUACUGAUACCUUAUGAUAUGGAUGCCAAAACAGUGUUUUCAAAAUACGACCUCUUUGAUAACAUCAGUAUUGAGAAUUGGAUACUUCCUGCUGCGUAUGCAGGACACUUUAAUAAGAUAGUGUGGCUGAAACCCCCAUGGAGCAACCAAAUAAAGGAAGGGCUGCAUUCAUUCUUGAUUGGAGAAGAGACAUGGAGCAAUGGUAUCAGAGUGACUUGUUCAGAGCCCUAUUUUCUAUCAGAUGCCCUGUGGGCUCCUGAGAAUGAAAUGUCGAAUAAGAGAGAAGUUGAUCUUGAAGUAUUUACUCUUGGAAAAGUAGUGGAAGAAAAUGCAUCCGACAACUUUGCUGAUCUUGGAAGGAUGAUUAGAAAUCACGUUGAAGAAGAUGGAACCUUUGUACUUGAUAUAGACCUUGAUUUCUUCUCCACGCGAAAUCCAUUUCUUUCACUGUAUGAAAAAGCAAGUGUCUACAACAGGUUAACUAGGCUAUAUCAGUUUCCAAAAAACCUCUCAAUUGAUCUUGAUUGUAUCUGUGCUGGAAGGAAAAAGCAGUUGGAUGAUCUUCAGAGUUUUUGUAAACAUUUAGCUGCACAUGGUAAUCUUCAAGAUCUACCGCCAGACUUAAAAUCAUCACCCUAUUUACCUGGGGUGAGAGCUUUACUUAGAGAAAUCGAAACUCAUUAUCCAAAUACAGACAUAGACUGGGAAGAAGUAAAUAAUGCAGGUUGUACAUGUGAUGAUGAUGGCCUCCCACAUCAUGUCACAAGCCGGCAAGAUAUCACAAAAAUGAUUGAUGUAUCUCUUUGUGGCCUGCUUGCUUCGCUACCUUAUCCUCCAUCAAUGAUAACCAUAUCCCGAUCUAGUGCUGAUAACUAUUGCCCUCCUGAAGAUGUAGACUUCAUUCAAGAAUCUGUCAUAAAGGUUCUCAAAGAAAAGUAUUCACCUUGUAAAAUAACUUUAGAUUAUCAGGAGAGAUAUUACUCUGACACACUCCCUUCUCAUGAUGUACCUGGGCCCCCUUUAUCUGAAGAGGCACCAGCUGAACCUGCACAUGCACCUACCAAAUCCCCAACUCAGCCAACUGAACCAACUCCACCAUCUAAGCCUGUCUCUUGUGACUCCUCUCAUUAGUUACCUGUCUAAAAGGUAAUUCUGUGUGUUGAAAUUUCCAUAUCCCCACCUAAUUUUAAAAAAAAUUAUCAACUUUGUUUUCAUCAAAGAGAACUUUGUAUUUGAUGUGAUAUUCUUCAGUUAUUCCAUGUGAUGUUCACAAAUUUCCUGAAUUUAGUCGUCACAUUAUUAAUUUUCUUCUGGAUUCUUACUGUUGCAUGAAUUAACCAUUGUUUCCUUGAUCUGAACCAUGAAGUCACAAAGGAGACGAACAUAUUUGCUUAUGAAUGAAAAGAACUGUCAUGAAACGUCUGUGGAAAUAGUUUAACAAGGUUAAAGCCUAAAAA
Molecule: messenger RNA, 1705 nt
Organism: Frankliniella occidentalis (western flower thrips)
Lineage: Eukaryota; Metazoa; Arthropoda; Insecta; Thysanoptera; Thripidae
Gene: MESR6
Product: UPF0489 protein C5orf22 homolog
Exons: 3
Coding region: 84-1379 (431 amino acids)
Source: RefSeq, a predicted model, not a curated record